This is a messenger RNA of Blastomyces dermatitidis ER-3, 1777 nucleotides long. RefSeq lists its product as uncharacterized. Lineage: Eukaryota; Fungi; Ascomycota; Eurotiomycetes; Onygenales; Ajellomycetaceae. The transcript is spliced from 3 exons. Bases 308 to 1678 code for a protein of 456 amino acids. The record is from RefSeq and is a predicted model, not a curated record.
UGCCUGCUCAUCUUCACCCCCCAUCUCUUAUUUUUGAUCAUUAUAAGAUACCCUUCUAUCAUUUAAAAAGCCUGUAGUAUUUUAGCCCCAGAUCGCUCUUUUCACAUCAUUAUUCAUACCUUACAGAAUUUGAAAUUGUUGUUCUGCUACCCCGCCCCGGUGCGAAGAAAGCCGGGCAGCUGAGGCCCUACGCCUUCCGGAAACAUCAUUUCCUUGAAAAGAAUUUCCCACCAUCAUAUCAGAUAAACCAUAAGAGUCUCGGAUAUAAAAAACCCCUUUUCAUCUCCACAUUUUCCCUCCCAAAGCGAUGGCAGCGCAGUAUAUUAAUUACAUUAAGGCGAAAGCGCACCUCUCCAAGGCUCCCAAGGCCCCAGCACCAGAACCCGUCCUAACCUCCGAUGACGAAGCCUUUUUACAACAAGUUACUUCUCAGGCGGAGGGUGUUGGGAAAGAUCCGCAGAUAGCACUCAUGGAUGGCGCGCAGCAUAUCCCCCUUCCACAGUCGCCACUGGAAGAUAGUACGACGAAGGGCUCCCCGGAGGCUGAUGACGGGGGUUUGCAAAGGAGUUUGAGCAAGGAGUCAAAGGGGAAGGGGAAGAAGAAGAGUCCGUGGGGUUGGAUAGCUCAGGGUAUGGAUAAGAGGAAGAAGGAACAUACUGCCGCAGGCCUAUCAAACAUCGCAGAAAACAUCAAGCCGUCCCGCACGAAGACAGAGGAGUUUAGCCCGGACGAAGUAAAAAUGGAACAAGACGAUUUGACCAAAGUCCUCGAGCGGUUGAAUCUCUCAGCAGUCAACAAUCGCAUAUUCUCGAUCAGUGACGAAACGCAGGUCAUCCUCAAAAAAUUCAACUUUAUCCUCAAAGACCUGAUCAACGGUGUGCCGACCGCAUACCAUGAUCUGGAAUCCCUACUAACAAAUGAAGAUGGACAACUGCAAAAUUCCUUCAACCAUCUACCAGGAUUCCUGCAGAAACUCAUCGAGCAGCUGCCGGAUAAAGUGACUGAGAAAUUUGCGCCGGAGUUCCUGGCGAUGGCUGCUGAGAAAGCCGGCAAGAGUGGAAUUAGCCUGGAAGAAGCUACGAAGACAGCGGAGAAGGCGAAGUCGAUGGGGUUGAAGAUCCCCAGUUUGAAGGAGCUGGUGGGGAAACCAGCGGCGAUUGCGGGGAUGUUACGGUCCAUUGUUGGUUUCCUUCAGGCACGGUUCCCGGCGCUUAUGGGGAUGAACGUUUUGAUGUCGUUGGCGUUAUUUAUCCUCCUAUUCGUCCUCUGGUACUGCCAUAAACGUGGCCGCGAAGUGCGUCUUGAAAAGGAAAAACUCAAAGCAGAGGAACAGAGUGCCACGAUCACCAAUGAGGACACUACGACUGAUAAGGACGAUAACAACACAUCAGAAGCACAGACCACGACUACCGCAGCCACAAGCGCACCUAAGCAAGGGCGGAGAGAUACAGACGAAGGAGAAGACAGGGCUGGAGUGAGGGGAACGCAGGAUGAUGCACGGCAAGCUGCCUUACUACCACCAGAACCAGCGGUGCCGACAACGGUACCGAUAACGACAACGACAACGGCAACGACGAGCACUACUGUUGACAACGUAUCAUUACCAUCGCUGGCGUCAGAAGCUGAGAACCAGACACGUCGCCUGCCGAAGGUAGUUCAGCCAUAUCCGGGGACCUAGACCUGCUAAUGUGGUCACGGGGAAGAUGUUGAGCUAGCUUUGCAUCUGAUGGGGCUUCUUUUUGUUUUUCCCAAUUUCUUUUCUUUUUUUUUUUUUUUU